This is a messenger RNA of Gymnodraco acuticeps, 2451 nucleotides long. It is a transcript of the gene cunh12orf56, whose product is annotated as chromosome unknown C12orf56 homolog. Lineage: Eukaryota; Metazoa; Chordata; Actinopteri; Perciformes; Bathydraconidae. The transcript has 14 exons. The record is from RefSeq and is a predicted model, not a curated record. The coding region runs from base 143 to 1900 and encodes 585 amino acids.
GUCAGUGUCGUUACCGGGACGAGCACCGCCACCUUCCCGGUAGAUUGUAUCGGCGUCAAAUCCAAAGUUAAACGAUGGAAAGCAACGCCGGACCCCCUGCUUCGCCUCAAAGUGGAGGUUAACGUCACAAAGUUGUCACCAAAUGCUUCCCGGUACCGUCAUGGCUCGGACCGGCUCCGGUGCCCUCCUCUGGCGGCGGAACAUGAAGCUGGACACCUUCCUGAAGCGGAACACGGAGCGGGCGGUGUACGAGCGGAUCCGAGCCUACGAACCGUGCGUGGUGAUAUCAGAAACCGUUAAAAAGGUGUAUAUGCAUGUGGUAUUGAGCGACGAGCGCGUGUAUCUUACAGAGUACCCGCCACGUACGCUCACCGAAGCCUUUAACUUCAGGCGCGUGCGUCACAUCGAGCUGGUCAACGACCUCCCAGACUUCCUCCACGGGAAGGACCGGGAGCGCUGCCAGCACAUCCUUAUCACCUACAUCACGGACAAGCCUGCAGCGAGGGGCCGUGAUUGGCUGAGGAGAGACAGGAGGGCGGGACUUCGUCUUGCUGCCCCUGCGUCCCGCAGACCCAGCGACUGUCUUACAAUACCACACACCUUAGGAGGUUAUCCUGCUCAGAGGAGCCCCAGUGAAAGUGCGACAGAGCAUCACAUGUUACCGCCGCCGCGUUCUGCCUCCUGUCCAAACCCCGACACUUUGGGCCUCCUGAGGGUCCCUCACCCCCCCUCCACAGCCUCCUCCCUCUACUCCCCCACCUCCAAUCAUAGACUGUUCCUCUCCGAUACAGGCCAGGUACCGAGGAGGCUCAUUACAGUUUUGUCUCGCUUGUUGGGAAGAGACUGUGUGAACAGUGGAGAGGAGAGGGAGGCCGAGCUGCAUCUGUACGCAGUGUCACCUACGUCCAGACUCUACCUCCACCUGCAGAGCUCAUGGAACAGCUUCAUUAUUAGGUCCACUCUGUCAUUAGACCCGCUCUACAGAAGGAGGUGCAGUGUCUCGUCUGACUCUUCUCCUGGAAAAGCACUUCCUGGCAUCAGCUGGGAGCGGACUGCUCACCUGUUUGCUCAGCUGAGCUCGGAGCUGCUGCAGGAGGGGAUCGGAGUGGAGAGUCUGUACCUGCUGCUGCAGGAGCUGAGCACCGCUGCGCACCGCAACAUCGCUCUGCGCCGACUCUUCUGGAGGUCCAGUGAGGUGUGCGUGUUCCUGGUUCAGACUCUGGAAGAAUCUCUGCACGGCUGUCAGAGCCUCCAUGGAGUCUACACGGCAGAUCAAUUACUACUAAGCACUCUGAUCGUGCAGACGCUCGCCGUCAUGUUCAGAGAGACGGAGGUCGAACCAGCCAGAUUCAACCUGCUCUCUGCCAAAAAAGGUGCCCUGGCCUCCAGAAUGCUGCUUGCCUUGAUUUGUGAUGCAGAACUACAAACACAGAAGCAAAGAUCUCUGGUAGAUUGUGAGCUUCAGGCCUUACUAGCGGAGUAUCUGGACUCUGCCUGCUCUCUGCUCUUCGAGCUGCUGCUUUUAGGCCACGAGGCCAGCAGAUGUUCCCUGACAGAGAACUUCCUGUCUGUUGGCUGGAUCCUCCGAGUCCUGCAGCCUCAUCCUCACCUGAUGUCCUUCGUCAGUCACCAGGCCCAGCAGGUGGUCGUGGUUCUGUCCGACUUGCAGGACUCCCCCCUCGCUCCCUCUCAAUCGGUGCUGCUCUUCCAGCGCUGUCGCCUCCUGCUGGCCUGCCUGCAGUACAACAACAUGCUCGCUCAGCAUCUCAGGUCUCACUUCAGGGAGGAGUUCAGGUACUUUGUGAAGCUGUCCUGUGUUGAGGUGAAGCUGCCCCCUCUCUACCCGAUCAGCCCCCCCACCCUGCGGCUGGUUGAGCAGAUCCUCACUCUGCUCAAAUGAUUGCACAAACACACGAGUGCACUUACACCUGGAGACAGGCUGUGACAGCGUGUGCCUUUACCAAAGCGUGAGUGAGUUUAAACUCGUAACGCAUGAAGCAUGUCUGCUGCUGUUACAAGUGAAACUCAAGAUCCCAGCAGAAAGAAUAUGACUUUUAUUUGUUUUAUUAAUAAGUGUUCCUAUGAUGCUGUGAAGCAAAAAUCUUCUCUGGAAUUCAUGAAUGUAAGCAUUGCUAUAAGCUAAAUGCUAAAAUAGCGAUGUUAAGCAGGUAUAGUGUUUACAGAUUUCACCAUCUUACUUUAGCAUAGUAGCGUGAAAAUAUGAUAUUUAGCAAUGAAAACAAAUGUUCCUGAUGUUUGUUUAGAUUCUGCCUGUGUUUAUAAUUUAACCUCUAGAUGUCAAAACUAAAUCUGCAAAGUGUUUAGGUGAUAUGCACUUUAAAUAAAGUUAAAGAUGAAACUUUGAAAUCUGUUAUAAAUGACAGCUGAAUGUGAUAGAGAUCACUCAAUAUUGUUUCAGUUGAGAUCAAAAUAAAAAGUAUUACACAUGCA